Cooperia oncophora is the source of this 1962-nucleotide messenger RNA. NCBI's taxonomy places the organism in Eukaryota, Metazoa, Nematoda, Chromadorea, Rhabditida, Trichostrongylidae. The record is from the annotation of a GenBank genome assembly.
AUGGUGUUUUGUGUCGGCAGCUCGCCAGCAUCAGGGACAGAUCUCCAGUUUUUAGGCACUCGUGAGUGGCUCCCAUGUGUUGAUGCUCCUGAUCAGCUUGCACUUUGGCGUCUGCACAUCACUUGUGACAGCUGGCUUACUGCAGUGGCCAGUGGAGACCUGGUGGGCUUCGAUAGUCUUCCUGAGAAGCGUUUGAGAACAUGGAAUUAUCAACAGCUCAUCCCUACAGCAGCGUGCAGCAUCGGCUUCGCUAUCGGGCAGUUUUCAACAUAUACUCUUCCAGAUAUGGCCGAGGUGACCAACUUUGCUCCUGUUGGACUGUUGUCUCUGCUGAAGCACACUGUCGCGCCAUUGGAUAAAAUAUUGGAAUACUUCGAAGAACUACUCUCUUGCCGAUUCCCCUAUCCUACCUACAAGCAAGUAUUCGUAGAUAUGAUCCCUGAUGAUGUGACGUCUUACAGUAGCAUGACUCUUUUUUCGAUAAGUACUCUCCAUCACAAGAAGAUCAUCGAUGUAGUACAGGAAUGCAGGCAAACUCUUGCUUUGGGUGUCUCGCAACAAUUUAUCACCUCCCUCUACAUCGAAAAGAUCUUUGGUACAAGUGAAUAUCUGUUUCAUGUAAAGAAACUUUUGAAUGCCGUAUGCGAUUAUGAAUCCCAGUGGGGGAAGAUCGUUCUUCGACCUUCAAGUGAAGGAUCCCCUCGCCUGAAUUUGCAUUGUGAGCCUCGAUGCGAGCACACUUGUUCUCCUCUCUAUGUAGAAAAUCAAACUAAGAAAGGCCAUUUGGCUAUGCGGAUGCUUAGCAAGAGAUUAGGACACGAACCUUAUUUUCAGGUGUUGCAUAAAAUCCUUUCUGUUGGACAACAAAUGGCCGAGCGACGUGAUAGACCAGCUACUUGGACCCAUCUUGUAAUUUCCACUGAGACUUUCUUCAGAACGGUGACAAACGUUACUGGACAAGAAAUCCCUACUUUUAUGGAACAAUGGAUUUAUAAUGGAGGACAUGCCUCUUUUCGUGUGCAAUAUGUCUUCAACCGUAAACGUAAUAUGAUUGAGCUAGAAGUGAAGCAAAAAGUUGAACCUGGAAAUGGUCGAUUGAGAUACGUCGGUCCGUUGACGGUUUUGGUGCAAGAACUGGAUGGUUCGUUUUCACAUACUGUCCAAAUUGACGGCGAUAUUUCACGAGCUGAUCUUCAGUGCCAUUCUAAAGGUCGUCGGCAGAAAAAGAAACGUGUGCCGUUGUACUCCGGAGACGACGUGGAGGUGGAUUUGAGCAACAUGGAUCCGGAUUCUCCCGUUUUGUGGAUAAGGUCGGUUUCAACUAGCAAUCUUACCUUUCGUGUUGCUCACGUAUUGAGUUCAAGGCUCGACCCUGAGCUUCAUCUCAUCCGUAAUCUUAUGAUCAACCAACCGGACUACCAGUGGGAGUAUAUGCUGCGAUACGAACGCGAUGUGCUUGCUCAACUUCAGGGUUGCCUAAUGUCAUCUACGGAGGCUUCAGCAUCAAGCCGAGAAGAAGAUGCGGUAACAGAGCAGCCAGCGAUGUUCGCGCCAUCCGAUUUGGAAGAACGACUGCGGGGAAGUCUUCAUAUGUCAGAAGACCCUCAACAGGUUAUGCUAGCAGAUGAAAGAGUUCUACUUCCUGAUCCGAGGAUCCUGGACGAUCUUGAGGUUCAUGCUAAGGAAGUCUCCGCUAAUUUAGAUAGCAUGCUACGUGAUCUCAGGGGUUCACUUCAUGGAAUGGGCGACUUGACGUUAGAGUCAUUGCAGUGUUACAACGCUGCGAUAGGAAAUGCAUGUGAAAUCGCUGACGUGAACGUCAAAUCAACAUACGCUAUGCUAGCCAAAGUCGAAGAGGUGAAUCACGCGAUGCAAAAAAUGUCGACGUUAUCAAAACAAAUCAAAGAGAUGAGAAGACUCGUGGAGAUGUUUGAGACGUUGUUUCAAGGAUCGCUGAAGUGA